AUGCCAUGCUUCGAGUUCGCUGCACGCCGUCCUCGGGCCCCGAGUCCCGGCUCCUCCGCGCCUAGCGACUGGCUGAAAACCUGCGUAGCAGCCCUGAGGCUCCCAUGGACGCUGGAGUGUUUUCAUCUUCAGGGUCGGAGUAUGAUGCCGACCCUGCGAGGAGGCCCGGGUCUUUGCGAUAGUGAUCUCGUGGUGGGCUUGCGCCCGGGGAGAUCGGUCCAUCUGGUCCCGCAAACCGGAGACAUUGUGCUGCUGGUGGACGAAACUGGCCGCAUGGUCAAGCGGCUCAAAAACAUCGUGUUCGAGGCUCCGACGGUUUUCGCCAAGCACCACGAUGAUUGGGCUUUGCAACCUUUAAGCAGCCUGCGUGGCUGGUGCUGGGUCGAAGGUGACAACGCCAUGCUCUCCGAGGACUCCCGUAUCUUCGGUUGGUUGCCAUCGCACCGCUUGGAGGCGGUGGCGAUCGCCGUCGUAUGGCCCCCUUGGCGCAGUACCUGGCUGCUUGAACCUGGCCGAGUGCGCGAUGCCUUGUCGCCGGAGGGAGUGCGGUCGCUGUGCUGCUGUCGCAUGCCGGUACAGUUGCUGCGCCGCCUCUGGCGAAAGACCGUCUUACUGGGGCUCAUGGAGUUGGGGUGUAAGUCUGCAGCAUCUUGA
Messenger RNA from Symbiodinium sp. CCMP2456, 654 nucleotides. The record is from the annotation of a GenBank genome assembly. Lineage: Eukaryota; Dinophyceae; Suessiales; Symbiodiniaceae.